This is a messenger RNA of Tachyglossus aculeatus (Australian echidna), 2338 nucleotides long. It is a transcript of the gene FXR1, whose product is annotated as FMR1 autosomal homolog 1. The record is from RefSeq and is a predicted model, not a curated record. The transcript is spliced from 17 exons. Gene Ontology annotation, biological process: regulation of mRNA stability; regulation of dendritic spine development; regulation of alternative mRNA splicing, via spliceosome. The coding region runs from base 27 to 2051 and encodes 674 amino acids. Lineage: Eukaryota; Metazoa; Chordata; Mammalia; Monotremata; Tachyglossidae. Gene Ontology annotation, cellular component: axon; growth cone; nucleus. Gene Ontology annotation, molecular function: translation regulator activity; mRNA 3'-UTR binding; protein homodimerization activity.
UUCCCGGCGGCCCUUGCGGUUCCAACAUGGCGGAGCUGACGGUGGAGGUUCGCGGCUCUAACGGGGCUUUCUACAAGGGAUUUAUCAAAGAUGUUCAUGAGGAUUCACUCACAGUUGUCUUUGAAAACAACUGGCAACCAGAACGCCAGGUUCCAUUUAAUGAAGUAAGACUGCCUCCCCCACCUGACAUCAAAAAAGAAAUUACUGAAGGAGAUGAAGUGGAGGUUUACUCAAGAGCAAAUGACCAAGAACCGUGUGGGUGGUGGUUAGCUAAAGUUCGGAUGAUGAAAGGAGAAUUCUAUGUCAUUGAAUAUGCCGCUUGCGAUGCCACCUACAAUGAAAUAGUUACAUUUGAACGACUUCGACCUGUCAAUCAAAACAAAACUGUCCAAAAGAAUACCUUCUUUAAAUGCACAGUGGAUGUUCCUGAGGAUUUGAGAGAGGCGUGUGCGAACGAAAAUGCCCAUAAAGAUUUCAAGAAGGCCGUAGGAGCAUGUCGAAUUUUUUACCAUGCUGAAACUACUCAGUUAAUGAUCCUGUCUGCCAGUGAGGCAACAGUCAAAAGGGUAAACAUAUUAAGUGACAUGCAUUUGCGGAGCAUUCGUACAAAGUUGAUGCUUAUGUCAAGAAAUGAAGAAGCCACCAAGCAUUUGGAAUGCACAAAACAACUUGCAGCGGCAUUUCAUGAGGAAUUUAUUGUGAGAGAAGAUUUAAUGGGCCUUGCAAUCGGAACGCACGGUAGUAACAUACAACAAGCUAGAAAGGUUCCAGGAGUUACUGCAAUAGAGCUGGAUGAAGAUACCGGUACUUUCAGAAUCUAUGGAGAGAGUGCUGAUGCAGUUAAAAAGGCCAGAGGCUUCUUGGAAUUUGUAGAGGAUUUUAUUCAGGUUCCCAGAAAUCUUGUUGGAAAAGUGAUCGGGAAGAAUGGCAAAGUUAUUCAAGAAAUUGUGGACAAAUCUGGAGUUGUUAGGGUGAGAAUUGAAGGAGACAAUGAAAAUAAACUACCUAGAGAAGAUGGGAUGGUUCCAUUCGUAUUUGUGGGCACCAAGGAAAGCAUUGGAAACGUACAAGUCCUUCUAGAGUACCAUAUUGCCUACCUAAAGGAAGUGGAGCAGCUAAGAAUGGAGAGACUUCAGAUAGAUGAACAACUCCGUCAGAUUGGUAUGGGUUUCAGACCCUCCUCUUCCAGAGGGCCCGAAAAAGAAAAAGGAUAUGCCACCGAUGAAAGUACAGUGUCCUCUGUACAAGGCUCUAGAUCUUAUAGUGGGAGAGGAAGAGGUCGUCGAGGCCCUAAUUACACCUCUGGCUAUGGUACAAACUCCGAGCUGUCUAACCCCUCCGAAACCGAAUCAGAGCGCAAAGACGAACUGAGUGACUGGUCGCUCGCCGGAGAGGACGAUAGGGAAAACCGACAUCAGCGCGACGGUAGAAGACGUCCGGGAGGAAGAGGCAGAAGCAUCUCAGGGGGUCGAGGCCGCGGUGGGCCUCGGGGCGGCAAGUCCUCCAUCAGCUCUGUGCUCAAGGAUCCGGACAGCAACCCUUACAGCUUACUUGAUAAUACAGAGUCCGACCAGACGGCAGACACGGACGCCAGCGAAUCUCACCACAGCACCAACCGCCGCCGGCGGUCUCGCCGCCGACGGACCGACGAAGAUGCCGUUCUCAUGGAUGGGAUGACCGAAUCCGAUACCGCUUCGGUUAACGAAAAUGGGAUAGGUGAUAGCGAAAAAAAACCCCAGCGACGCAAUCGUAGCCGCAGGCGUCGUUUCAGGGGUCAGGCAGAAGAUAGACAGCCAGUCACCGUUGCCGAUUACAUAUCCAGAGCCGAGUCUCAAAGCAGACAGAGAAACCUCCCGAGGGACGCUUUGGCUAAAAACAAGAAAGAAAUGGCAAAGGAUGUGAUUGAAGAACACGGUCCCUCGGAAAAAACCGUGAACGGCCCCACGAGCGACGAUACUUCUAAGCUGCAGAAUACUCCAGAAGAAGAGAAGACAAAUGCUCCGCAGGAAAAGCCGGCUCAAGAAGAAGCAGUCCUGAACGGCGUCUCGUAAACCGAAGUUCCUAGUUUACAGCUCUUCUACAUUACAUUUUACAAUAGUGCUUGUACAAGCUUGCCAAAGAUAGAAUAUGGAUCGCCAGUCUUUACACCGCACUUUUCAGUUCCUCCGUUUUGGAAUACAGAAAGGGAGGGGUCCUGAAAAAACCAUAUGUAAAACGUACUCUGACACCUACUGUGUUAUAAAUAUAUCAUCAGAUGUGCCUUGAUAGUAUAUGUAACAUUAAAAAAAAAAAUAUGCUGGCUAUAGGAAAUGUUAUUUUGUUUUCAAAAUAUGGCGAA